Taeniopygia guttata (zebra finch) is the source of this 3064-nucleotide messenger RNA. RefSeq names its product TGFB induced factor homeobox 2 (gene TGIF2). NCBI's taxonomy places the organism in Eukaryota, Metazoa, Chordata, Aves, Passeriformes, Estrildidae. Gene Ontology annotation, biological process: regulation of DNA-templated transcription. The record is from RefSeq and is a predicted model, not a curated record. Gene Ontology annotation, molecular function: DNA binding.
GCCCCGCUUUGUGGCGGCGGCCCCGGCCCCUCGCUGCCUGUUGCGGCCGGAGGGGCGGGGGGCCCGGCCCGCAGCUCCCCGCUCCGCCGAGCCCCGGCCCGCAGCGCCGAGCCGAGCCCCGGCCCGUGACAGCCGCCCCCGUCUCCAUCCCCGCCUCACAAUGACCCCGCGUGGUUCCUCUCCCACUCUCCAGCUCCGGCCUCUUUCUCCUGCUGAGAUUGUUUUUGUUUUUAACUUCCCCUCCUCCACCCCACCCCAUGCUUUGUUUUUUUUUUCCCCCCCGUUGCGGUGCCCUCCGAACUCCGAGUGCCCCCGAGCCCCGUCCGUGCGCUGAGAUCUCCGCACCCCCGGGGCUCCGUUUGGUGCCCCUGUUGUCCCGCCGGUGCCGGUCGUUUGACCCCCCCCGGGGAUCUCUGCCUCGGGAUUCCCCCCCAGGCGGGCCCAGAGGGGGUGAGACCCCCGUUGGAGGCGGGGGGAGGUCGGUGGGAGGCCCCUUCCCCUCCCCCGACCGGCCACCGCCUGAAGCUCCCUUUGGUUCCCCCUCCAGGCUUCAGCCAGGGGGGUCCCGCGGGCAGCUCCACCAUGUCGGACAGUGACCCGGGGGACGAGGACGGCGCCACAUCCCCUGACCCCUCGCAGUGCAAGAGGAAGAGAAGGGGCAACCUCCCCAAGGAGUCGGUGAAGAUUCUGCGGGACUGGCUGUACGAGCACCGCUUCAACGCCUACCCCUCGGAGCAGGAGAAGCUCAGCCUCUCGGGGCAGACCAGCCUCUCCGUGCUGCAGAUCUGUAACUGGUUCAUCAACGCCCGGCGGCGGCUGCUCCCCGACAUGCUGCGCAAGGACGGCAAGGACCCCAACCAGUUCACCAUCUCCCGCCGCGGGGCCAAGGCCGCCGAUGGGGCCGUGCCGCGGGGCGCCGCCGCCGGCCCCGGGGUGCUGCUGGUGCCGCCCGCGGGCGCCUCCAAGGUGCUGUCCAUGUCGGUGUGCCCGCAGGUACUGUGCCACCCGAGGCGGGCGCUGGCCGUGGUGAGCGCCCACAGCCCCGAGUGGGAGAAGCCCCCCGGGCCCGAGGCCGUGGCCAGGGCGGGCCCCGGCGGCAGCACCCUGACCCUGCUGGCGCGGGCCGAGGCGGGCAGCCCCACACCCGGACUCUUCAACACGCCGCCCCCGACGCCCCCCGAGCUCUUCGGGGACGACUUCAGCAGCUUCCAGCUGCUGGUGGAGGUGGCCCUGCAGAAGGCGGCCGAGCUGGAGCGGCAGCGGCAGGGGGGGCAGCUGCCCGCGGCUCCCCGCGCCGAGCCCCCCGGAGCCUCCAAAUAGCCCCGGCCGGGCCCGCAGGGUGCCCUUCCCCGGGGGCCCGACCCUCCCGGCCGCUGCCGCACCCCCACAGCCCGUCCCAGGAGCGGCUCUGGCGUCUCUCGGCAGCCAAGGCGGCAGAGGAAGGCCGGUCCCACCCGCCAUCCUCCCGUGGAGAUGCCCUGGCUGCCGAGCACGGUGCCCCGCUCUGUGCCCACACCUCGGCGCUGGCAGUGCCCUGUCCCUGCCGCACGGCUGGAGCGGGCACUGGAGCUCUCCUGGAAAACCUGCUGAUCAUCUCUCCUGCAAACAUGGGUCCAGCCAGCACCGUUCCUUCAGGGAGACAGAAAGAACCUGUUUUUUUAAUGCCAGUGGAAGGACUGUGGAUGAAGAGCUUUGUCUCCCAAAUCUCCUUUCCCCUUGCCAACCUUCCCCCCCGGCCCCACUUUUGUUUUUGGGGUGAUUUUCUGUUUCCCGGUACUGGCCAAGUGGCCUGCCUUGCCCACGGAAGGGCAAAGGACAGAUGAACUGGAAACAUGGCGUCUGUGGCAUUUUAGCGUGGAAAAAUUAGGACCCUCCUCUUCCUUUUUAGGUUGUUGUGGAUGCUGCCAAUAGAAAUCUCUAUGGUGCUGUUUAGCAAGUUUUUUUGUUGAAACAUUUUCCCUUUAAUUGUGAUUUAUUACAUGAUUAUUACCUUUUUUUUUUUUUUUUUUUUUUUUUUAAAUCUGUAAGCAUUUCCACACCUUCCCUGUGCUCCCCUUGAGUUCAUGCUGAAUAUGUGCACGCUGUGCCCGGAGUGGUGAGCACGAGGCCAAGCCCGGGCAGAGCUGAGACUGUGAAUUUUGUACCCGACUUAAUUUCCUUUUUUAUUUUAUUUCUUUUUUUCCAUAAAACCUUUGGAAAGAGGCGCGGUGGGGGCACGGCCAUGUGCGUCCUGCAAGUGCAGCGCGGUGCGCCCGGGAACCAGCGCGGGGCGGGCGGAGGAUGGAGAUGUCGCUCCGUGUCCCCUCCCCUCGCGGCGUGGCUGUGCGGCGCUGGGGACCUCUAGUGACAAACGGGGGUGGCCGAGCCCGGCGGGGUUCGGGGUUCGGGGGCAGCUCUGGCUGUCCCGGCGCUGUGCCGGGCCCUGCCCGGCCCGAGGAGCGCUGAUCCCCUCGGGAAUCAGCAGAUAAGGCGAUGAUGGGCGGGUAGAGCCGCAGGACCGGGAGCUCUGCGGGGCGUGGGGAGACCACCGGAGGGGACGAGGCUGGAAGGGAAAAGCACUGAUUUCAGGGACUGGUGUGUUCCCACCCCCCGUUUCCUUAGAGGGAAGGUGCUGGGGAGAGGCUGCUGCGGGAAGGGUUCUCAAUAGCGGCACCCGGGCAGUGCCGGGGGGCACUGGGGUGGGUGGGUGCCCAUCCUGUGCCUCUCACCCCCACCUCCAUUUCUGUGUCUAGCCUUCCUUGCCCUUUGUCUCCUUUUCAGGGAAACUCCUCGGGUUUGGGACUCUCACCUUGUCACCCCCCUGCAGCUCUGUCCCUGGCCCGGGGGCAGGGAGUGCCUCCUGCUCUCUUGCCCCACUCAAACCCAAGUGGUUUCCUUCCCCCGAGCUGUGCCUGUGCCAGGGGCUGGAGCUGCUGCCCUGGGAUGGACCAGAGAGUUGGGAGGGCAGGAGUUACUGGAAUUAAAUUUAUGGAGAAAUAACAAACUACUGUAAAUAUCUUUUUGUUUGUUUUUCUAUUGUCAAAUAAAAGGGUUUUUUAGUUUUGGUUGUUAUUUUUAAAUAUGA